AUGGCAACUUCUUCCACUCUCUCCUCUCCUUUCCUUCUCCUGUGCGCGCUGGUUCUUUCUGACUCCAGCCUCGCCGCCUCCCUGGACUCUGGCAUGAAGCUCACAAACGUCCCGGAGAAAACCAACCACCUCCAGCCCCAAGAACAGAACAAGGACGUGUCCCUGGGUUUGGAGCUCCCACAUCCUGAGAGGGAGAACCAGUCCCCUGGGUCCGAGAGGGGAAAGAAGCAGAACCGGGAGCGGCGGCGGCACGGCCGCAGGGAUGGGCUGAAGCCCCCCAGAGGGAGGACUCCUGCUGCUGGGCCGAGCUCCCUGUACAAGAAACCCGAGAGCUUUGAAGAACAGUUUCGAAACCUGCAGGCAGAGGAAGCUAUGAGUCUGACCCCCAGCCCACUGCUCAUCGCUGCGCUGGAACCGGCUGUUUCCACAGAAGAACCUCCUGCUCUUCCAGCCACGUCACCUCGGUCACAGGCGCGUCCCAGGCAAGAUGGGGACGUGAUGCCCACCCUGGACAUGGCACUCUUCGACUGGACGGAUUAUGAGGAUCUCAAACCAGAAAUGUGGCCGUCUGCUAAAAAGAAAGACAAACGCCGCAGUAAGAGCCCCAACAGCGGAAACGACACCACAACAGCAGAAGGAGAGCCGUGCGACCAUCACCUCGACUGCUUCCCAGGCUCGUGCUGCGACCUGCGCGAGCACCUCUGCAAACCCCACAACCGAGGCCUCAACAACAAAUGUUACGACGACUGCAUGUGCACUGAAGGGCUCCGCUGUUACGCCAAAUUCCACCGGAACAGAAGAGUGACGCGGAGGAAAGGGCGCUGUGUGGAGCCCCAGUCGGCCAACGGAGAGCAGGGGUCGUUCAUCAAUGUUUAG
Messenger RNA from Apaloderma vittatum (bar-tailed trogon), 876 nucleotides. RefSeq names its product dorsal inhibitory axon guidance protein (gene DRAXIN). Lineage: Eukaryota; Metazoa; Chordata; Aves; Trogoniformes; Trogonidae. The transcript has 7 exons. Bases 1 to 876 code for a protein of 291 amino acids. Gene Ontology annotation, cellular component: extracellular region. Gene Ontology annotation, biological process: axon guidance; Wnt signaling pathway. The record is from RefSeq and is a predicted model, not a curated record.